AUGUACGUGUACGAGAGCUGGGACAAAGGAUAUACCGGAAAUGACGUCACGAUCGCCAUUGUUGAUGACGGCGUAGAUACAUCACAUUCGGAUCUCAGCUAUGACGCGUCCCUGAGUUACGACUACGCUUAUGACGUAAUGGAUUCGGCCAACGUGGAUGCAUCGGACGGACACGGUACAAAUUGCGCGGGCGUGGCUGCAGCCUUAAAGAAUUCGGUGUGCGUAAUAGGCGUAGCGUAUAACGCUAACAUUGCAGCCGUACGAUUACUUGACUCUUACAUCGGGGCGACCUCAAGCAUGAAAGCGCUCGCCAUAACACACAAACUCGACUACGUGGAUAUUUAUAGUAACAGCUGGGGCCCGUCAGACGAUGGAGAAAAUAUCUCGCCACUUUCGAAUGUCUUAGAAGAGGCGUUAAAAACUGGUGUCACUGAUGGUCGGUCAGGCAAGGGUGCCAUUUACGUUUGGGCUUCCGGAAAUGGCGGGGAGGACGAAGACGAUUGCAACGCAGACGGUUACGCGAGCAGUAUUUAUACGAUCGGUAUUAACGCAGUCUCUCAGACCGGGGCGCCCACGUACUACGCCGAAUGGUGUACUUCCGCCAUGGCCGGAACGUACAGCGGAGACGAUCCUAACCCGGACAUAGAAGAAGGCAAUAAAGUCACAUCUCGAAACAUUAUGUGA
Mya arenaria is the source of this 684-nucleotide messenger RNA. Its product is annotated as furin-like protease kpc-1. The transcript has 6 exons. The coding region runs from base 1 to 684 and encodes 227 amino acids. Gene Ontology annotation, cellular component: Golgi membrane; trans-Golgi network. Gene Ontology annotation, molecular function: serine-type endopeptidase activity. Lineage: Eukaryota; Metazoa; Mollusca; Bivalvia; Myida; Myidae. The record is from RefSeq and is a predicted model, not a curated record. Gene Ontology annotation, biological process: protein processing.